This is a messenger RNA of Echinostoma caproni, 933 nucleotides long. The record is from the annotation of a GenBank genome assembly. NCBI's taxonomy places the organism in Eukaryota, Metazoa, Platyhelminthes, Trematoda, Plagiorchiida, Echinostomatidae.
AUGGUAAAGACCAUGCCGAAAAUUGGUGAACCAUCUGUACCGAGAGAAGAAAAGAUCGACACCAACCUGCUGGACGAAGCCGUGUACGACCAGAUUCACGAAGAAGUUCCUGAGGGCGUCUCGAACGAAAACUUUGACAUAAUACAGUCCAUCCUAGUCCCUCGCCGGCGAAAAAAGCAAGACCGAGACGCCUUCCGCUAUCGCACACAACGACCCGAUGAGACGGCCCAACGAUUCGCAGCAAAACUACGGAAAUUAGCUGCGCUGGCAUCCCCCCAAUUAGCUGUCCGGAACUCGUUCGCUGAACGAUCACCCGAAUCGCUAAAAGGAACGAUUGAUCUUGCCACCUCGCUGGAGGAACCACCCGUGGCUACCAACGUCCCGCCUAACCUGAACGCCCCAACCAAUUCACCGUCCGAUCUCAGCCAACGACCUAGACAACAUGCUGGACGCCGACGUCAGCCGCGGGAUCGACGUGUACUGCCCUGGGUUGCUCGGGAGAACGCAGAGAACCCCAGUUCAAGUGAGUCACGCCAAGAUGCUUAUUUACCCUUUGUUUUUCCAUGCCUUUUCCAUGUCUCAUUACCUACAAUCAUAGGAAGUACUAACGGUGAUAAUGGUAGAAUGUUGGCGGAUACGGGGUCAGCAGUAACCCUAGUCCGAGACGCUCCUGCUAUCCCCCGGCAACGCAUACCACCAGGACGGCAACUCUGGGCAGCGAACAACACAAAGAUAAUAACAUUAGGCUCCACCGUAGUAACCUUUCAAAUAGGCACGCAGACUGACCCACGAAGCGAUGGUGGUACGCGACCUACCGUGGGACGUCAUCCUAGAGAUCGAUUUCCUCACCCGCCACGCGUGCAUCGUAAGCACGACACAGAGCCCAUUGUACAUCAACGGCGAACGUGUACCAUACGACCUAACGACCCCUAA